This is a messenger RNA of Geosmithia morbida, 906 nucleotides long. Its product is annotated as autophagy-related protein 5. The annotation marks the transcript as partial. Lineage: Eukaryota; Fungi; Ascomycota; Sordariomycetes; Hypocreales; Bionectriaceae. Gene Ontology annotation, biological process: autophagosome assembly; cellular response to nitrogen starvation; autophagy of mitochondrion. The record is from RefSeq and is a predicted model, not a curated record. Gene Ontology annotation, cellular component: cytoplasm; Atg12-Atg5-Atg16 complex; phagophore assembly site membrane. The transcript has 2 exons.
CCAACGACGUCUCUCCGAAUGUUGAUAUUCCCAUCAUACAUCCCCCCCCCCGUGCUGCCAUCAAUCUCGAGAGAGAAGGAGAACCGAUCUCACGCAGCUCUCUUUUUCCUCUUCUCUGUCCAUCUCGAACCAUGCAUGAUGUCCUCAUCGAUAACCUCGGCCCUAUGGCACGCCCAUAUUCCUCUACACAUAACACACGCCUCAUUCCCGGCGACGCCGUUCAUCGUCAGCGUCCCCCGCCUCAGCUACCUCGCGUUCCUGCUCCCGCGCCUCUCGGCCUUUUUCGGUGGCGCCCCCUGCUCCAGCUUCCACUUUGAGCAUGUGCAGCUGCGAAAUCUAGCUGUGGGACUCCUGGUCGACCUGUACGAGCCUUCCCUGCCGUGGAGGUUGACUGUGAAUGAGGGUGUGGGCUGGGACAUUGGUGAUACCUUUCUCAAUGCCGUCAAGGAGGCCGAUUUUAUCCGCAACGGAAAUGCAAAUCAGAUCAUGAAGAUGUCCAAAGACCACACCACGCAACUGUGGCAUGCAGUCGUGGACAAUGACCACUCUGCCUUCCACCGCAUCAACACGCGUCUGCUGGAUGCGCCCACGGCCCUCAAGCAUGUGCCUCUGAGGGUGUACAUCCCCGAGGCGCCGGAGACGCAGCCUGGCAAGUCGGUCGGCGGCGGCUCAUUCAGGGUCUUCCAGGCGCCCGUGCCGGCCGUGGUGCGUGACACGCGUAGGCCGCAGCUGCUGGGGCAGGCCCUCAAGAGCCUCAUGCCUGACCUCUUUCCGAGCAGCCGCGAUCCCGUGCUGGCGAGCGUCAUCAUGCACGGUGCGUCGGUGCCGUUCGAUGCCCCCUUGGGGGAUCUGAUGAGGGAGGCAGCGUACCCUGAUGGAUGGCUAUGCUUGGUGGUGAGAGUGUGA